GAAAUGCCGGCGACGACGAGCCGCUCUUCUUCCCUUCCUCAACGCAGGCCUCCAACACUCCCCGGCGUGUCUUUCGCGGCGAGUUGCAGAACGGCACCGCCCUCGCCUCUUCGCCGCUCGCCCAGCGCCGACGCGACCCUGCCUUCGCCGCCGCCGCUGGCGCCGGCACCGCGUCCAAUCUCGGCUCGGAGCUCAACUUUGACUUUUCCGACCUGGGCAGUCACCGUCAGCGCACAACGCACAAUGACGUCCCCUCGCUAAGUCAGGCGGGCAACACGGAUGAACUGGGCAGCAGCGCGGCGGACCUGCCCACCAAGGUCAUCUGGGGCACUCACGUCAGCAUCAACGACACCAUGACCUCCUUCCGCUCCUUCCUCCGCAGCUUCCGCCUCAAGUAUCGGUGGGUGCACGAGCGCAAGAACAACGCCGCUGGCAAGGAUGGCGCAUCUGCUGCUGCUGCCACAUCUGGCCUGCAGGGGCUCGACCACAGCGCACAGGCAGGCGAGAAGCUGCUCUACGAAGAGUACCUCCGUGUCAUGCGCCAGACCGACCAGGUCAACCUCAACCUGCGCGUCGACGAUCUCGCCGCUUUUGCGCCGAGUAAGAAGCUCGCCGCGCUCCUACAUAAGUACCCGCAGGAGGUGAUCCCGAUCAUGGACCAGGUCCUCAAGGACGAGAUGAUCGGGCUCGCCGAGGAAGACAACAGAAACCAUGUUCACGGCAUGGAGGGCGAGGCCGGCAAGGCCGAGAUCGAAGUCAUCGAGGGCAACCUCUACAAGGUCCGCCCAUUCGGCCUCGACAAUACCAACAUGCGCGACCUCAAUCCGAGCGACAUUGACAAGCUCGUCACAAUCCGCGGUCUGGUCAUCCGCGCGACGCCGAUCGUGCCGCAGAUGAAGCAGGCAUUCUUCCGCUGCCUCGUCUGCAGCCAUACGGUCACCGUCGACAUUGACCGCAACAGGAUCGCCGAGCCGGACCGCUGCCCGCGCGAGGUGUGCAACCAGCUCGGCACGAUGAACCUCAUCCACAACCGUUCCGACUUUAGCGACCGCCAGGUGGUCCGCCUGCAGGAGACGCCCGACGUCGUCCCCGAUGGCCAGACGCCGCACACGGUCAGCCUGUGCGUGUACGACGAGCUGGUCGACGUCGCCAAGCCCGGCGAUCGCGUCGCGAUUACCGGCAUCUUCCGCUCUGAGCCAACGCGUAUCCACCCGCGCGCGCGCACGCAAAAGUCCCUCUUCAAGACCUUCCUCGAUGUCGUGCACAUCAGGCGCGGCGACACGAAGCGCAUGGGCAUCGACGCGAGCACCAGGGACCGCGAUGAGGCGCGCCACAGCCACAGCAGCCAGGCCGUCGGCGUCGGCGGUGAGGAGGAGGAGGAGGGGGUGCGUGACGCCGAUACGCCCCUUCACGGCGCAGCAGACACCGCCGCCAACAAUGCCACGCAGCACGAACUGGUCGCCAAGAUGUACGAGGUGGCCAGCCGCCCAGACGCGUACGAGCUGCUCUCGCGCUCACUCGCGCCGAGCAUCUACGAGAUGGAUGACGUCAAGAAGGGCAUCCUCCUCCAGCUCUUCGGCGGCACCAACAAGUCCAUCCACACCGGCGGUGGCCAAGGCGGCCCCCGCUACCGUGGUGACAUCAACGUUCUCAUGGUUGGCGACCCCGGCACGAGCAAGUCCCAGAUCCUCAAAUACGUCCACCGCAUCGCGCCGCGCGGCGUCUACGCCAGCGGCAAGGGCUCCAGCGCCGUCGGCUUGACCGCGUACGUCACCCGCGACCCGGACACCAAGCAGCUGGUCCUUGAGAGCGGCGCUCUGGUGCUGUCCGACGGGGGUGUUUGCUGCAUCGACGAGUUUGACAAGAUGGCCGACGCCACGCGUAGCGUGCUGCACGAAGUCAUGGAACAACAAACCGUCUCGAUCGCAAAGGCGGGCAUCAUAACCACCCUGAAUGCACGCACCUCCGUCCUCGCGGCGGCAAACCCGAUAGGGUCCAAGUACAACAUCAAGCUCCCGAUCACCAAGAACAUCGAUCUCCCUCCGACGCUAAUCAGCAGGUUCGAUCUCGUUUACCUUGUCCUUGACAAGAUCGACGAGGCGUCCGACCGCCGGCUGGCGCGCCACUUGGUCAGCCUCUAUCUCGAAGACCGGCCCAGCAGCUCUACCAAGGAGCUGCUCUCAAUCGAGAUGCUGACGAGCUACAUCUCCUACGCCCGCAACAACAUCUCGCCCCUCCUCACCGCUGAGGCAGCCGACGCACUCGCGCAGGAGUAUGUCGAGCUGCGCCGCGCAGGCGAGGACCCCCGCAGCUCCGAGCGCCGCAUCACCGCCACGACACGCCAGCUCGAGAGCAUGAUCCGCCUCUCCGAGGCGCAUGCCCGCAUGCGCUUCUCCACCGAAGUCACCACCGCCGACGUCGAGGAGGCCGCGCGCCUAAUCCGCGAGGCGGCCAAGUCGAGCGCGACCGACCCCGUCACGGGCCUCAUCGACCUGGACCUCAUCAACACGGGCGCAGGCUUGCACCAGCGCAAGCUCGCCGGCGAUCUGCGCCGCGAGUUCCUCCAGCUCCUCGACACCAUGGGCGGCACCGGUCGUAACCAGACGCACCAGGGCUCUGCGCCUGCCGCGCGAGCGGUGCGCUACAACGAGAUCGCAAAGGCGCUCAACGAGCAAAGCACUGUCCCUAUCGACCCGUCCGAGCUGUAUACCCUUGUCAGGACGCUCGAGUCCGAGGGCAUCUUGAAGUGCGCAGGCGACCGCGAGCGGCGCACUGUCCGCAAGAUCAUUGCUUAGAAUAUGCGCGUGGAGAAGGAGGAUCUCUAGUCAUUGUAGAUG
Messenger RNA from Tilletiaria anomala UBC 951, 2837 nucleotides. RefSeq names its product MCM-domain-containing protein. Gene Ontology annotation, cellular component: MCM complex; nucleus. The record is from RefSeq and is a predicted model, not a curated record. The transcript has 4 exons. Gene Ontology annotation, biological process: double-strand break repair via break-induced replication; mitotic DNA replication initiation; DNA replication. NCBI's taxonomy places the organism in Eukaryota, Fungi, Basidiomycota, Exobasidiomycetes, Georgefischeriales, Tilletiariaceae. Gene Ontology annotation, molecular function: single-stranded DNA binding; ATP binding; single-stranded DNA helicase activity. The coding region runs from base 354 to 2795 and encodes 813 amino acids.